Molecule: messenger RNA, 657 nt
Organism: Candidozyma haemuli
Lineage: Eukaryota; Fungi; Ascomycota; Pichiomycetes; Serinales; Metschnikowiaceae
Gene: ERG2
Product: C-8 sterol isomerase
Exons: 1
Coding region: 1-657 (218 amino acids)
Biological process (GO): ergosterol biosynthetic process
Cellular component (GO): endoplasmic reticulum
Source: RefSeq, a predicted model, not a curated record
AUGAACUUCUGGCUUAAACUUACUGCCAUCUUUGUGGCCUUUUACGCUGUUCUCGAAGCUUCCUACCAAACAUGGCUUCCUAACCACUUUGUUUUCGACAAAAACGUCUUGCAAGAACUCGUUCAGGAAACGUUGAACGCCCAUCCUGGCGCUACUGCUGUGGAGAUCAUGACUGACUUGACGCCUAAGCUUCAAAAGGCUUACCCUGGUCUUAUCAACGACCUUAACUUCGAAGAUUGGGUAUACAACAACGCUGGUGGUGCUAUGGGUAGUAUGAUCAUCUUGCACGCUUCCAUUUCCGAGUACUUGAUCUUCUUUGGCACUGCUGUGGGUACUGAGGGCCACACUGGUGUCCACUAUGCUGACGACUACUUCACCAUCUUGUACGGUAAGCAGUUGGCAGCCAAGCCAUUCUCCACUGAGCCUGAAGUGUACUUGCCAGGAGACCAGCACCACUUGGUCAAAGGCGAAGUGAAGCAGUACGCCAUGCCAACUGGCUCAUUUGCUCUUGAGCUUGCCCAGGGCUGGAUUCCAGCCAUGUUGCCAUUCGGCUUCGUUUCUGUGCUUUCAUCCACGCUUGAUUUCCACUCGUUCGGCAGAACCGUCUGGUUUACCGGCUACGACAUGAUCAAGAACUUGGCCAAGGGUAAGUUCUAG